This is a messenger RNA of Heteronotia binoei (common prickly gecko), 2133 nucleotides long. RefSeq names its product maestro heat-like repeat family member 5. The transcript has 17 exons. Gene Ontology annotation, cellular component: cytoplasm. The record is from RefSeq and is a predicted model, not a curated record. NCBI's taxonomy places the organism in Eukaryota, Metazoa, Chordata, Lepidosauria, Squamata, Gekkonidae. The coding region runs from base 1 to 2133 and encodes 710 amino acids.
AUGAACUUGAAGAAAAGCUUUUUGAUUGCUGUUCUGAUGUUCCUUGAGGCUGUUGCUGCAACAGGUAAAGCACAAGGCAUACAGCUGCACAUGAAACCAACGCUUGUGGAAUGCCUGAUAGUGCUGAUUGAAAGAGAACCUAUCCACAUGCUGGUUGACACCGUGCGCCAGGAUGCCAUGUACAUCGUGAAAGAACUGAGCAAGCUGAAACCUCUCCUUGAGAGAGACAUGAAAUCCAGCCUUCUCUGUGCUUCCUUCAGAAGUAUAUUUUGCCUGGUUCCACUGGACCUGCUGGAAAGGAAAUCUCACAUCACCAAGCAGGCCGUGAACGUCAAAGGGCUCUGUCAUCAAGCCAUGAGCAGUCUUGACGAAAUGCUGCAGGGCUUGCUGUUGGAGAAUCCACAUCCCAAGGAACUUAAGAACAUGCUGGAGCUCAUGGAGCCCUGGAUGACUUCAGCGCUGGAUCACGAGCGGGAGAGGGCCGUGCAGACCGCCAUGAAGCUCUUGAAAUUUGUAGCUGAACAUUUCCACUUUGAUCUCUCUCGGGAAUUCAGCAGGCUAGCCCACCUGACUGCCGUUCUGGUCAUGCUGUGUGGCGAUCCAGUGGAGCAGGUCAGCUCGUCAGCUGUCCAAGGCGUCAGUUGCCUCUACGAAGUCCUGCUGCACCGGAAGAGCCUAAAGCAGAGGAUGCAGAAGAGGAGAAAGUGGUCGGUGACGAAGAGUUCGAAGUCGCAGGAAACAGAUUGCCUCGGUCUGGUAGUGACAGAGAAGAGAUGGCAGAUGGCUAUGCACUCUGAAGACCAGCUCUUCUCUGCACAGCUGACACGCCUCCUGCUGUCCGCACUAGACAGUUUGAGAAGGUCUGACCCCGACUUGCUGAAGGCAGCAGAAGAAGUGCUGGAUGCAGUUCUGCAGAAUCAUGCCAUGAAGAUUGAAAAGGUGAAAGAGGUGGUAGGAUCAAUCUACAGGUGCCUACAGCUACGGCAGUCUUCCUACUGGACGCAGAAGGUUGUGCUGAGGGCGUUAACGUCAAUGAUCCCUCAUCACAUGGAGGAAGUGGUGCGCAGCUGCCUCUCCUUCUCCAUGCCCAUUGAGAGGCAUGGCAGUGAGCUCUGGGCAGCUAUGGCGGCAGGACCCCAGGUGGCCACACAAAUCCUUCACCUUUUGCUGAAGAACCUCCAGUCCAAAGACCCUCUGGAUGAAAGCAGCACCACCGUGUCUCUGGCUGCUACCGGAGGGCCCUUGUGGAGAUGCAUCUGCAAACUGUUCAUCCCUUCACUCAAGCAGGUCCUCUACGUCAUGCAGCUGGACCUGCCUGCAUCUCUGAAGGCCAGGCAGGAGCUCAUCAUGGGAGAGAACCCCAGGGCGCUCAGCUUCCAAAGGACUUCGGUGGAGAUCAUGAAAAAUCUGUUCUCCAUUGCGGGGGACUGGGAGGUCUAUGCUUGCAUUGAAUUCCAGCAAGGGUGGAGUGUGCUGUGUACCCCCCAGCAGUUCUUGCAAGGCACCCACCUCAUUGCCAGGGCCAUGGCAGAGUGUGGCAGCUCCCAGAUCCCGGGUAUCUUUGGGGAGGCAGCUCUCAUCCUCAACAGUGAGGAGGAUGAGUUGAAGAAGAUGACCGCGUUGGCUUUAGUUAUUGAGUUCCUCAAGAGCCCAUCCGCUGUCAAGAUGAUGAACAGGUUCAGCCUGAAGGACCAUCUUGAGGAAGGCCUGUCUGCCUCCAAUCCAGUCAUCCGAGAGCUUUGCCUGAAAGGACUCAGCAGUUUUGUGUUCCAGCAAGAGAAGGUGAAGUUUCUCCGAGACCAGCUGCCUGCCCUGAUGAACUCUGUGUUUGGUGGGCUGGAAGGAAACAUCCUGCAGGGGCUGAAGGACAUCAUGGCUGCCAUCUAUGACAUGGACGGCCAGUGGAUUGGGCCCAUCUGUGUUGACCUUGCUCUGAAUGUCCGUUCCUUUUUUGAGGAUGAAAGGGCAGAUGUCCGGGCAUGUGCCAUGUCACUCUUUGGUCAGUUGGUGAUGAGAGCGAAAGAGGCUGACAAGACCCUGCUAAAGAAGGAAGUGGUGUACGGUCUGCUUGCUUUGCUGCUCCAUUUGAAAGACAGAGACAACAUCGUGGCCAUGAAAGGCCUCUUCCAAUGA